GCGAGAGUAGUCAAAACAUGGUUCUGAGCGUCAGGAUUCAGUCUCAAUUAAUUUUGCCUUUUUCGGCGUCUUCCCGCGCAUUGUUCUAUUUGAGUACUUCUGUUGUGUCUUACUUUUUUACAUUUUAUUGCAAGAAUUCUUGAUAACAAUACUGUAUAAUUGACAACCAUGCCUGCAUUACGGGGGAAGUCAGGAAAAGCUAUUCCUGAUGACCAGUCUUCAACACAAGGCUCUGAAUACCUGCAAUCUACGGCAAGUUCACAUGGAGAUCAUUCAGAUGAAAGUGAAAAUGAAGAUGGAUCAAAAGUGAAGAAAAAACCGACAAGAGGCCAGUUCGGGGGAGCAAAACGAGGACGAGGGCGCCGACCAAGAGCAGAAACUGAAUCCAUUGCGAGCAAUGAACCUAGCACUUUGUUUGAGAUAGUACGUCAAGGCAAAGGCGGAUCCCAGACAAUUGUAGACGAAUGGAUUGAAAGUUACAAGACAAAUCGUGACACAGCACUCCUUGAUUUGAUCAACUUCAUUAUACAAAGCUCAGGGUGUAAGGGAGUCGUAACAACUGACAUGUAUGCUACCCUGGAACAUAGUGAUAUUAUCAGACGCAUGACGGAAGAAUUUGACGAGGAAAGUGGAGACUACCCACUGAUAAUGACGGGAAUUAUGUACAAGAAGUUCAAGUCAAAUUUCUGCGAUUUCAUUGUGGUGCUUGUGCGGCAAUGCCAGUACAGCAUACUGUAUGAUCAGUAUAUGAUGGACAAUAUCAUAUCUCUUCUGACAGGACUUAGCGACUCCCAGGUCCGUGCUUUCCGACACACCAGUACCCUAGCAGCUAUGAAACUUAUGACAGCAUUGGUGAAUGUCGCCCUGAAUCUUAGUGUAAAUUUGGACAACACACAGCGUCAGCACGAUGCUGAGCGUCAAAAGCAGACUUCAAAACGAGCGAGUGAGAGAAUUGAAAUGCUGCUCGGAAAACGGCAGGAGAUUAUCGAGAACAUAGAGGAAAUACAGCAGAUGAUGAAUAACAUCUUCAAAGGAAUCUUCGUCCACAGAUAUAGGGAUACACAGCCAGAGAUCAGAGCGAUCUGCAUGGGAGAAAUUGGUGUUUGGAUGAAAAACUACAGCGAGAUGUUCUUGAGUGACAGCUACCUGAAAUAUGUUGGCUGGACCCUCCAUGAUAAGGUUGGGGAUGUUAGAUUAAAGUGUUUAGUGGGACUCCAGAAUCUGUACCUUGUAAAUGACUUGGCAUUAAAGCUGGAACUCUUCACCAAUCGAUUCAAAGAUAGGAUUGUUGCCAUGACGCUGGAUAAGGAAACUGAUGUGGCAGUGCAAGCCAUCAAAGUUGUCACUCUCAUUCUAAAGUUUAAUGAAGACAUAUUAUCUGCUGAAGAUUGUGAAAAUGUUUACCAGCUGGUAUACUCAGCAAGCAGAGCAGUAGCCCAGGCAGCCGGUGAGUUUCUCAACGAAAGGCUCUUCAAAAGAGAUGACACAGAUUCGGCGAAGUCCAAGCGAGCAGCAAGCAAAAGGCGUAGUGCGAAUGCCCCCCUUAUUAAGGAUCUUGUCCAGUUCUUCAUCGAAAGUGAGCUCCAUGAACAUGCUGCAUACCUAGUAGAUGCCCUCUGGGAAGUUAAUGACAUGGGAAAGGAUUGGGAUUGCAUGACAGAACUGCUCCUUGAGGAACCCGGAAGAGGAGAAGAGCCUCUUGAUGAUCGGCAAGAAACUGCUCUGAUUGAAAUCAUGGUGUGUGCCGUGCGACAAGCAGCCCAGGGGCACCCGCCUGUUGGGCGAGGCUCAUCCAAGAAGAUCCUUACAGCUAAGGAGAAGAAGUCGGUACAGGAUGAUAAGAUGAAACUGUCAGAACACUUCAUAGUCAAGUUGCCAGAUCUGCUUUCAAAGUAUGGAAUGGACUCUGAUAAAGUAGCCAACCUAUUGGAGAUCCCGCAACACUUUGAUGUUGAGAUCUUCACCACCAGUCGGCUGGAGAAGCACCUUGACUCACUUUUACGACAAAUGAGAGACAUAGUGGAGAAGCACACAGAAUCUGAGGUUCUUGAAGCAUGUGCAAAGACAUAUGAAAGCCUCCUUUGCGAGCAAUACAACACCACACCCAAGGUAGAGGUUGCCAGGACAACACUCUUUGACAGUCUUGCAGAAAGGCUUGCCCGAAGUUUUGAGAGUUUUGAUGCAACGGACGAGCCACAUGAUAAUGUGAUCUACGCCUUGUCAUCUAGUCUCAAAAGGAUUACAACUUUCUACAGCUGUCAUGACCUUACAGGCUGGAACCUUUACGAGAUGAUCUACGUACUCAUCAAGCAAGCUCCAAAGCGUGGCGACAUUCCAGAGGAUAUUUAUGCCUCUGCAAUUGCCUGCGCUCAUUACGCAAUCAUGUGGUACGUUAACAAGCUAGAAGACAAGAACCCAGACCCGGAUGAAAUAAAUAAAUUAAAAAAACGGGUCAAUGAUCUGAUUCACCUCUGCGCCAUCCUUCUUAUUGAUCGUAACGAGACAGUGAAGCAGGAAGCCUUCACCACAAUUGGGGACCUCCUGGUAGUCUUCAGCAAGCAGUUGGGCUCCGAUAAGGCCUAUAGCUCAUUGGUCUACAUAGCCAAUGAUAACUUACAAAAUCUGAUAUCAGAUUUUAUCCAGGAAGAAGUAUUUGUUGAAGAAGAUGAUGAUGAUGACGACGAUGAUGGUGACGAUUCCCAUAAAAUUGAAGUUCUUCACAAACGCCGUAAUCUUCUUGCGUCAUUCUGCAAACUCAUCGUGUUCAACAUUAUUGACAUGCGCAAUGCUGCUGGUAUAUUUAAACACUACAUGAAGUAUUAUAAUGAUUAUGGUGAUAUCAUCAAGCUGACAUUAGCCAAGUCAAGAGAAAUCAACAAGAUCAGCUGUGCCAGGACAUUAGGACUCAGUCUGAGCCAGUUAUUUAAUGAAAUGAAGAGUGAGAUAGGAUAUGCUGAUGAAAGCCGCUCUAUUGCGCAAAUGAAUGCUAUUAAAGAGCUUGCACGUAGAUUCUCGCUCACCUUUGGACUUGACCAGAUCAAAACCAGAGAUGCCGUGGCAGCUCUUCACAGAGAAGGUAUUGUGUUCAGCUUAACACCAAUAGAAGACCGUCAAAACCCAGGAGGGCCACCACCAAACAUUGGUUAUCUUGAUAUACUUAGUGAAUUCACCGCAAAACUUAUGAAGCAAGAUAAAAAGACUGUCCUGGCAUAUCUGGACAAGCAACUCAAAUCAGAAAUGUUGGAACAAACCGGGGAUGAAUGGUCUGCAUUAAGAGCCUACCGCAACAGCCUGAUGCAAGGCGGUGACACCAGCUCUGACGUCAGUCGUCCACCCCGUCCUCCUAAGCGCCCUAAGCCAGGCAUCAAAAGGAAGAUGGCCCUGUCUGGAGCUGAUGAUGUAGAGGGUCGCUGGGUUUCCCGAGAGGAACAGGCUCAAGGAGCGCGUGGUGGAUGGAAACGUCGACGCACAGAUGAGGAACUUACCAGUCAAGGAAGGCAACAGCAACAGCAGGAAGAGGAGAGUGAAGAUGAAAGUAAUGAUGAAGAAGACGACUUCCAAGAAGGACAGGCCAUCCAAGUAUUGGAGGAUAUGCAAAUGGGUUUCUGAACAAGUCAUCCAUUGGAUUAAUCUUCUCCAAAAUUCACCUUCACCUACAAGUCAUUUUAACUUUCAUUCACCAGUGUUAUAUGGACAGAGAGAGGUGCACAAAACCGAGUACAGCAUACAUUUAGAAGUUAAAAGAGAAGUCGUUGAAAUAUUUUACGCCGUCUUAAGGUCAUUGGUUGAUUUUUCGAGUUGCAGAAAGCUGGACACUCACUUCGUCCGACAGUCGUUGGCCGCCGCGAUUCUAUACAGAAUGCAAGGCGAGGACGGAUUUGCCGCGUCGUCUAGCACUCAUAGGGAGGGGAGUUAGAUGGUCGUACUCCCGGCUUAAGAGAUAUGAAGACAUGUGGUUUAUUAACCGUGUUAAUUGUUAGUGUUUUUUUAGAGGUAAAAGUGGGUAAAUUAAGUUGAAUGUUUAAUCAUCGUUGUUAUUAUUAUUGUCAUCAUCAUUUUACUCCUGUCGAUAUUCAUGUCAUCCUAAACUAAACCUUAUGUAAAUCCAGUUUUGUUUCACUAUAAUUUUAUUAGUAUUUUGAGCAUGGUCAUUGUAUUCUAUAUUUUUUAUUCCCAUAAAUUGUGCUAGUGUCUGUCCACAUUUCAUCCAGGGGGAAUAUUCGGUACCUUUUUCCAAAGAUACUAUUAACCUGCUAACCUUACAGCUUUUAGUUAUAUCAAAAACUGUGAAGGUUUGAUCUGUUUGUUAAUUGUAGUACAAUUUUCCUUUAUUGUAAUGUAUAUAGAAUCCAUGUGUUGAUAUUUGACCUGUAAAUAGUUUUGUUUCAAGAUUUUUCUUGCAAGUUGUCUCCUAAUCAUUGUAAUCGCAAUGAAUGUCACAGUUUUAAACAAAUAUUCUACUGCCUUUUAAGGAUCAGUACUCCAGCUUCAUUGUUGUACUUUUGGCAAACCUACAUAUAUCAGAUGUGUAUUGGACAAGUAUACAUCUAUACAUUGUAGCUCGCCAUCCUCUGAUUGUGUACACACUCACGGAAGAACAUUUUCUCCAACAAGGUUUUGUAAACUGAAUACAACAAGCAGUUAGCCAAACAUUUUCCAUCAUAUUCCAUGUUACGUCUUGGGAGUCUGUUACCUUGUUACUUGCACACAACUUGUGUGGUUGACACUUAAUUGAUGUUGCAAGAAAUGUUUUAUUAAAUCACUGCACGAAUCUUUUUCAUUACUGGUUGUAAAUUUUUCUUCACAAUUCAUACUUUUGUAACAAUAUUUGAAAGUGUUCCUCAAUGUUAUCAAGAAACAUGAAAAGUUAAACAGAAAAAUAAAAAUAGUAAAAAUAA
Anneissia japonica is the source of this 4898-nucleotide messenger RNA. RefSeq names its product cohesin subunit SA-1-like. Gene Ontology annotation, molecular function: chromatin binding. The record is from RefSeq and is a predicted model, not a curated record. NCBI's taxonomy places the organism in Eukaryota, Metazoa, Echinodermata, Crinoidea, Comatulida, Comatulidae. Gene Ontology annotation, cellular component: nucleus; chromatin; cohesin complex. Gene Ontology annotation, biological process: sister chromatid cohesion. Bases 169 to 3609 code for a protein of 1146 amino acids. The transcript has 25 exons.